This is a messenger RNA of Oenanthe melanoleuca, 661 nucleotides long. RefSeq names its product intraflagellar transport 25 (gene IFT25). Gene Ontology annotation, cellular component: intraciliary transport particle B; centrosome; cilium. Bases 115 to 540 code for a protein of 141 amino acids. The record is from RefSeq and is a predicted model, not a curated record. Lineage: Eukaryota; Metazoa; Chordata; Aves; Passeriformes; Muscicapidae. The transcript is spliced from 5 exons. Gene Ontology annotation, biological process: intraciliary transport.
GCGGGGCCCGCCCGCUCUGCCCCGCCCUGCCGGGGCGAUCCCGGCUCCCCGCAGCUCCGGCACCGGCAGCGGCCUUGCGGGGAGCUGCCGGCGUUGCCCGCCCCGCCGCGAGCGAUGGGAGCCGCCGACUGGUGCCGGAGCUCGGCGGGGGCCGCCCUGGUCCUGGCCACGUCCAGCGAUGCUGAUCACCCCGCCGAGAGCGUGGCGGACGGAAGUUCCAAAACGUUUUGGACGACGACAGGCAUGUUCCCACAGGAAUUGAUAAUUGGUUUUCCCAAAUGUGUAAAAAUCAGCAAAGUCGCCAUCCAGUGUUAUUUGGUGCGGACCUUAAGGAUUGAAAGAAGCACAUCUAAAGACCCUGUGGGUUUUCAAAAAUGCGUUGAAAAAGAUUUGCAGCACAGAGAAGGACAGCUCCAAAUGGAAGAAUUUCCACUUCCCGAGUUUGAAGCCACUUACUUGCGUUUCAUCAUCAAAUCUGCCUUUGAUCAUUUUGUGUCAGUGCACCGGGUGAUGGCAGAGGGCACGGCAGAGCACACUUGAGCCCAGCUUAAAUUUGGGCCUCCAUUUUAUUUUUUUAUAAGGAAGCUACACUUUGAUACCUGCACUACAGAGAAUGUUUAUUAUUAGAACCUUGUAUUAAAAUUAUUUUUGAAGGUCUGGA